This is a messenger RNA of Cantharellus anzutake, 1507 nucleotides long. RefSeq lists its product as uncharacterized. The record is from RefSeq and is a predicted model, not a curated record. The coding region runs from base 271 to 1203 and encodes 310 amino acids. NCBI's taxonomy places the organism in Eukaryota, Fungi, Basidiomycota, Agaricomycetes, Cantharellales, Hydnaceae. The transcript has a single exon.
GUGCAUAGGACAAUUGAGUUCGGGAGAAAAAAACAUAGGCGGAGUAGCGGGAAUUGAGCUCAACAAAUUGACCGGAAAAUAUGUCCCACACUCCCCACACACAUGAAUAUCAGGGUGGUAAUGAAAUUCCAUAAAUUGAAGUUUAUCAGGGCUCUUUGGCUUCCGGCUCGUCGCGAUCCAUACGUCACGCGGGGGUAUUGGAAUUGAGGGGUGAAUCAGGAAAUAUAAACGUCAGGAUCUUGAACUUCCAGCGUGCUCCCUAUCACAAACAUGCCUCCCAUCCAAAUCGCCGCACCUCUCGCUGCAGCCUUCAACAAUCAAUCCCCUAACUUAAAGACCGCUUUGCGACUCACCGAAGCAUUUUUCUCAUACACACCCGAAAGUCUGAGGGCUACCUUCGAUAAGGAUGUUGCAGAUGACUUCACCUGGAUCCCACUCCCACAGUCAUUGAAGGCACUGGGAUGGAAUCCAUUGAGUAAGGAGGAAUCCAUUAAGGCGAUCCCCUUUUUCUUCGAAAGGAUAAAAGACUUGGAGGUGCACAACUCAGCCGAUCGUGCCAGUGAUAAGCGCUCACUGAUUGCUAUCGAUUCGUGUGUAGAUCACUAUCACAGAUCUGGUAGAGAACGAAAAUACAGUGGUUUUCUAUUUCAGCGUAGGGGUGCGUCUCUUGAUUGUUUUUGCUGUGCUUUGACCAUGCUGAAGAGAGUCUCGUGUAGUCUUCUGAAAGUGUGGUCAAGCUCCGCUUCGACGCCAAUGGGAAAGUGGUGGAGGAAAAAGACUUCAUCGACACCAAAUGGGCGCAUGAAACUUGGUCGUCCGCCCAGGAAGCUGCAACAGCCUAACUCACUGGAGGAAACAGUUAGCAAGAUUGUUCCAAACAAGUUGUACAAUACGAUGCUUUGUCUGACUGAUCCUACCGCAUUGACUUGCUUUGACGGAGUGGUCAUAUCAGGAUUGUCAUGUUCUUCUUUCGAAUCCACAUGUUACUGUAAUGUCAAUGUUCUCGACUGUUGCAGAGCAAGUUCUUGGACAGUGGAAAAUGUAAACGAACAGAGUUCCUCAAGUGCGAACCAUAAGAGGAAGAGAGGACGUGGGAAAGCGAAAAUGACAGAGCGCGGGGGCGUUGGAAAUUCGAAGGUGCCUGACGUGGCACCGUCUACUAGUGACUUAAAGGAGGAAGCCUUAUUCCUCUUUGUUCAAUGAUCGCGCUACGGUCGUUUGGCCUCAGUUUGUUGCGACUCAGACUAACGUACAAACUCUUGUGUUCUUCGUGUCGUAGCUACAGUUAUCGAGUUCUCUGACGCGAGACUGAGAUACAGGUCAUAGUUGGGGCCCGUUAACCAUGCAUGGGCCGAAGAGUCAGAGCUAGAGCCGGUGUUGAUGCGUCUCGCAUUGGUCUUUACGACCUGCUUUCCAGCAUUCUGAGCUGCAGCUAUGCGACAUUAUGACGUGGCUCCUGGGUUGAGGAAUAUAUAAUUUCUAACUGGAAGCGCCUCCUUGAUAUUAG